AGGCAACACAUGAGAAGCCAGCACCUAAACACCUCAAGAGGACACGUGGAGGAGAAGCAUCACCUGCGUUGGAAAACUACAUAUAACUUCUUGCAUCAGGAUUUUUUGACACCUUAUUACGACAGAAAGAUAUAAAUAUCCCAGAAGCAGAAGUAAAGAUGAAAUUAUUAGUCAUCCUUUGUGUCUUUGCAGCAGUCACUAUUGAGCUUGCUUUUCCAAAGAAAUGGUAUAAAAAGCCGCCAAGCCGUCGGCACUCUAAUCAAGACGAUUCUUCAGAGGAGUGUCAGUCCGGAGAUGGCAGCAGUUACAGGGGAAGUAUUUCUAAGACAAAGACUUCGGGUCGCUGUCAAAGAUGGAACAGGUUCAGAAACCCUUGGGGGACCUCAGCUGGACUCGGAGAUCAUAGACACUGCAGGAAUCCUGACCAGAGCUUGAUGCCAUGGUGUCGUGUCAGACGAGGGAAGAGAGUCGUGAGAGAAUUCUGUGACAUUCCCAAAUGUUCCACAACAGUCCAACCCUCGGUUGCUACGGAUACAGAACUGACGUGUGGGGAAAUGUCACAGCGGAUGAUGCACAGGAUUGUGGGCGGUUCGUUCGUGGCUAUACAGUCGCAGCCGUGGCUCGCGGCCAUUUUUCAUCAGCGCUCCAAUUUCCUUUGCGGCGGCUCGCUUGUUGCGCCAUGCUGGGUGCUGACGGCUGCACACUGCUUGCCCGAUGGCGCGGGGACCAACAUCCAACGUCUGUCGGUGUUCCUGGGGAAGAGCGCCAUCAAUGAAACAGAUGAAGUCAACGAGCAGAAGUUCACAGUGGAAAAAGUGAUCCUUCACCAAGCAUUCAAUGCCACCACCUACAACAAUGACAUAGCUCUGUUGAAGAUUAAAAGCAGUAAUGGCGGCUGUGCCGUACAAACAGAAUCUGCACGCACGGUUUGUCUUCCUCCACCUCAUACUCAACUUCCUGUUGGCUUCCAGUGCAUCACUGCUGGGUUUGGGAAGCAAAAAUCCCGGGGCUGGCAGUAUUCUCAGUACUUGAAAGAGGCUCGUGUGAACCUUCUCUCCCAGUCCGACUGUAAAAAAGAUCCUGUCUACGACAAUCUGAUCACUGACAACAUGUUAUGUGCUGCGGGACCCAAUUGGAGCGCAGAUGCUUGCGAGGGCGACUCUGGCGGUCCGCUGGUGUGUGAAGCAUCUGGUCGGAUGUUUCUCUUCGGCGUAGUGAGUUGGGGUAUCGGCUGUGCUAAGGAGAACAAUCCAGGGGUCUACACGCAGCUCACCAAUUACAACAACUGGAUUGCAGAAAAAACAGAGCUCCCGAAGUAUGCAGAAGGCGUCAUGUACCCCCAAAAAUGAAGGCCUGCAAACAAGAGUCCCUUGUUCUGAUGAUCAUUUCCAAAAAGGAAUAUUGGACAGCAGAAUUGAAAACUGCUUGUAAGCGUGUAUACAUGUCGCCAUGUUGGUUUACUGUGCACGGAGUGGCAGCUGAUGGGCAUCCCUGGCUGUGGACAGAGACAAUUCCUUUAAGGAUUGACUGUCAUCUUCCUUUAGGAAUGUUUUGAUUUAGUGUAUAUAUUGUGUUGGAUGUGCUGUGUUUUGUUAUUGUUUUUUUUGUACACUAUUUAAGAAACUUUUUUUUAUAUAUAUUGCUGAGCAUAUUAUAUAGAAGCCUUAUAUUGUCACUUUUAUAUUUUUUAAUAAAUUUAAAUGCUGUAAAUUCACAA
Nerophis ophidion (straightnose pipefish) is the source of this 1717-nucleotide messenger RNA. RefSeq names its product tissue-type plasminogen activator-like. The transcript is spliced from 11 exons. The record is from RefSeq and is a predicted model, not a curated record. Gene Ontology annotation, molecular function: serine-type endopeptidase activity. The coding region runs from base 159 to 1349 and encodes 396 amino acids. Lineage: Eukaryota; Metazoa; Chordata; Actinopteri; Syngnathiformes; Syngnathidae. Gene Ontology annotation, biological process: plasminogen activation; regulation of cell adhesion mediated by integrin.